AUGCGACUCGAUGCCUCGGCGUACGGACUCAUAGCCUGCGUGGUCGGGGCUCAGGCGGAGGAAAGGUCGACUAUAUCAUCAUCUACGUCCAUACCCUUGCCGGGGAGAGCCACGACAUCGACGACCAGUUCCAUCACCUUUUCGCCUAGCCAGUUCCAUGGAGAAUCAAAUAUCAUCCCGCCUGAAACCAACCUAAGCAUCGCAUGGAUACCUGCACAGAGCGUAACAGUCACCAAGAUCAAUUGGGUUAGGUGGGUUAGUUCCAGUUCCUAUGAGUUUGUAGGGACAACCUCGCCGACAACGCAGUUCCCUCGCUUGGGUCGUUCUCGGAACGAAGACGGAACAGCUGCUGCUGCUGUUGAAAAGGCGGACGAGAUCAUACUCUAUCAUAGAGAGAACUGGGGAGCAGUCGACACAUCGAAGAAUGAGUUGACGUUGAAUAUCACAAGACAAAUGGAAAAUUCGGACACCCACAGCAUCUUAAACACACCCAUCUUCCUACAACUUUUGUGGAACAGUACAGACAAAUCGGGCACCAAGCACAGCUACAGCUAUAGCACUUAUUUUGCCUUGACCAACUACAGUGAGCACAGCAGUCAGUUGGGCAGCCUCAAAGAUAAAAUGGGCAACCUGAGUCUAAAUAAGCCAGCGCUGUCUGAAGGAGUAGCCCUUGAUCCCCCCAACCAGCUGGGAACUGGGGGGGUUUCUCAAAGCCCAACUUCGGUGUCCGCCGUGUCCGCCGUGUCCGGGCCCGUGUCCUCGUCCUUAUUCUCUUUGGCGACCACCACGCCCGUGAUAGGUCAAGCAAACGAAAGCGGCAGUAAACCAAGCGGACUCGCAAUCGGCGCCAUCGUCGGCAUUGCGGUCGGCUGUGGCAUCGCAGGUCUUCUCAUCAUCGGCUUCCUCGUCUGGUUCCUCUGCUUUAGCCGCCGCCGCGACCACAAGCCUAUGCAGAACGUGGGCUACGCCUCGGACUCGGGUGUCCACGGCAUGAUGGCCGACAAGGAGAUGCCCGUUAUCAACGACAGCCCGCGGUCUCAGUACCCCGAUGACAACAGCCGUCUUCACGACGGCAGCUCCAUGGUGGUGAGCACUCACGGCCAGGAAGAUGACGGGUCGUACGCACCGUACAGCGACAGAACAGCGACACCUCCAGGAGCAGCAGCCGUUGUUUCAGGGACAGGGGCAGGGGCCGCCGCAGGAGCCACGGCGAGUCAGACGGAGUUGCGGUCGAGCAGGUCGCCCACGCCGCCUAUUGUAUCAAGAUAUGCACAUUUGGUUGAAGAAGGGAUGACAGAGGACGAGAUCCGUAGGCUCGAGGAAGAGGAGCGACAGCUGGAUGCUGCCAUAGAAGAUGCUGGCAGAAAUAGUCGUGCGGCGUGA
Messenger RNA from Pseudomassariella vexata, 1383 nucleotides. RefSeq lists its product as uncharacterized. The transcript is spliced from 2 exons. Lineage: Eukaryota; Fungi; Ascomycota; Sordariomycetes; Amphisphaeriales; Pseudomassariaceae. Bases 1 to 1383 code for a protein of 460 amino acids. The record is from RefSeq and is a predicted model, not a curated record.